Saccharomyces eubayanus is the source of this 789-nucleotide messenger RNA. RefSeq names its product Erv41p (gene ERV41). Gene Ontology annotation, biological process: endoplasmic reticulum to Golgi vesicle-mediated transport; retrograde vesicle-mediated transport, Golgi to endoplasmic reticulum. The record is from RefSeq and is a predicted model, not a curated record. The transcript has a single exon. Gene Ontology annotation, cellular component: endoplasmic reticulum membrane; endoplasmic reticulum; COPII-coated ER to Golgi transport vesicle. The coding region runs from base 1 to 789 and encodes 262 amino acids. Lineage: Eukaryota; Fungi; Ascomycota; Saccharomycetes; Saccharomycetales; Saccharomycetaceae.
AUGGAUAGAAAGCUUGUAUCGGAGGAGCUGCAGUUGGAAGACAUGCCCUUUUUCAUUCCUUAUGACACGAAAGUUAAUGAUUUUAAUGAAAUCAUUACACCCGAAUUGGAUGAAAUUCUGGGUGAAGCUAUCCCAGCAGAAUUCAGAGAAAAACUAGAUACCAGAGCAUUCUUUGAUGAAAAUGAUCCUAUGAAUGCACAUCUUCCAGAAUUCAAUGGCUGUCACAUAUUCGGAUCCGUCCCAGUGAAUAGGGUUAGUGGCGAACUUCAGAUUACAGCAAAGGGUUUAGGUUAUUUGGAUUCACGUAAAGCGCCACUGGAAGAUUUGAACUUUGCUCACGUCAUCAACGAGUUGUCGUAUGGUGACUUCUACCCAUAUAUCGAUAAUCCAUUGGACAACACUGCCCAGUUCAACAAGGAUGAACCCUUAACUGCUUAUGUCUAUUACACAUCCGUUGUUCCAACACUUUUCCAAAAAUUAGGGGCAGAGGUAGAUACAAACCAAUAUUCCGUUAACGAUUACCGUUACUCGAGUAAAGAUGGUAAUACUAAAAGGGUGCUGGGCAUUUUUUUCAAGUACAAUUUUGAGCCAUUGUCCAUUGUUGUUUCCGAUGUUCGUUUAAGCUUCGUACAGUUUUUAGUCAGAUUAGUGGCGAUAUGUUCGUUUUUGGUCUACUGUGCCUCAUGGAUUUUCACGUUUCUGGACAUGGCUCUAAUCACCGUUAUGGGACCCAAAUGGUCAUUGCGCUAUCAACCAGAUGCUAAAUCUAAGGGUAUUUUAGAUAGGUAG